This is a messenger RNA of Megachile rotundata (alfalfa leafcutting bee), 967 nucleotides long. RefSeq lists its product as uncharacterized. The record is from RefSeq and is a predicted model, not a curated record. Lineage: Eukaryota; Metazoa; Arthropoda; Insecta; Hymenoptera; Megachilidae.
GUCAUAAUGUGGAUAUCGCAAUUAUUAUUAAUACUCUUGUGUGCGCUGAUCGACGCGCAACCCACAGGACUCUCCGAUCCUGCAUCGUUGAACCCCGUUGAAGUCGCCUCGAAUACUGGUAAUAACAGGGACCAACGAUCGCCACAGUUCGGACUCCUCGACGCAGACUAUUCAGAUUACGACGUCGAGGAAGAGCGGACGUUCGACCACCAUCGCAAGCAUAAACACCACAAACACAAACCGGAUGGCUACAAUUUCUACCCCAGUGGUCAAUACGGAGGAUAUAGACCAGAGUACCAUCCACAACCGAGUGUCGGAGGAUCCUUCGCUACGGCUUCCGCAGGAUCUGUAGAUUCGUAUGGGAAACCUGUUGGCCAAAGUCAGGCCAAUGCACAGAGUGCUAGCUUCAGCUUUGGACCGUACUCCGCAUCGUUCAGUGUGGCGGAGGCGUCGUCUGGCAGCCAAAAUUACUGACAACUUUUAGGUCAUAAAUCAACCCCUGACUCCGAUGUAAUUCCAUCGGGCAUGCUCAACCUCGGCCAUCCACGGGCCAUCCAUUGUUUACAAACAUUCUACGUCACUAGGUAUAAGUAAAUAGCCCGAACGGGCGUGGAGCAGACCAAAACCACCCUCCUUCCUCGAGAUUUCCUGGGAGAGCCAGUUCUCCUUUGUCCGCGCUACCACGCCAACCACCAGAUGUUCCCGCGAAUAAAACCGAACAAAAUAUCGCGAAACGGGAGGAACGAGGACCGCGCAAGGAUGGAGGAGGAUCGAAACAGAGGGUUCGGGGAUUAACAGCACAAAGGGAGGCCAAAAGGAGGAGGUCCUGCAACAAAACGAGCAGCGAAAAAUCGGGACGCGAAGAGCAGCGUUCAAUGACCGGGACCGCGAGAGUACACGCGAUAUUUUCGUUCAUAUUCAUCCUGUAUGCUAAUUUAAUCAACAUGUAACUUAUAGAUCAUUUGUA